AGUGUUACCUUUGACGGUCGAACGCAUGGUCGUUCGUCGUCAGUGACGUCGGUGUCGACACUCGUGCAACACGUCUAUAAUGUUUCGGUGAUUUUCAAAGUCGGAUUCGUGAGUGGACGAUAAGUCAUUAACUCGUUACUACAAAUAUUGGAGCACAGUGACAAAUACAAACAAUCUACCCUGGAUUUGGAUGUUUUAUGGAUUGUGAUAGUGACAUUUUAGAUUUUUUCCAAAUCUAAACAGUGCAGUGAACCAUCAAAAAGGAUUGCAACUUAGUGAUAAAUAUUGGAUUUUAAAAGAAACAAGCUAAAGUGUUUUUCUGGGGAUUGGAGCUGCAUGAAGUGAAUAAUAUAAAGGGGUGAUUUAGAAACGUCAGGACGGCGCACGCUACUAGCACGGCCGGCUACGCAGGAUCCUACAGCAGUUAUCCAGGGGCUCAGGCUCCUGAUACUGGCAAACACAACCCUCAACAAGGGACAAUUGGAUACAGACUCACCAACCCUAGCGGCUAUGGGAACGCCGGCGGUUCGGGCGCGAUGAGCGGCGGGGGCGAGAACGCGCAGUUCGGCGCCACCGCCGCAAUGGUCGCCGCGGCCACAACGGCCGCGAUGCAGGACUCGCAGCCUUUUUCUCAGAUGCAAAACAACAUGACUAUGGGUAAUCCCCAGUAUGGCGCAAUGAAUGGUUAUGGACAACAACGAAGUCAUAACCCCGCCAUGACAGGAAUGGGGAUGGGAGGGAACGGAGGAAUGAACGGAAUGACCGGAAUUAGUCAAAUGGGUAACGCCGGUAUGAACGGCAUGAACCCAAUGGCGCAGAUGGCCAACAUGGGUAUGCACGCAAACAUGAUGCCGUCUCAAAUGGGACCAAAUCAGAUGACUGGAACAGCAAAAAUGGCUCCAGGUUACCGACAACGACACACGCCUUAUCCAACACAAAAUACAAUGAUGAUGGGGAGAAAAGCGCAGUAUAUAGGUGGGCAACCAGGAUUUGGCCCCGGACAAUAUCCUGCAACCUACGGCGGCAGGCCAGGCUUCCAAGGACAAUAUCCGCCUCAACAACCCUUAGGGCCAUCAGGAAACUUUGGUGCAACGAUGAGAGGGAAUAUGAGGCAAUCUACACCUCCUUACUCUAACCAGGGCCAAUAUUUUAAUGGUGGUGUGCCAGCGCAAUUUCCACAACACCCGGGUAGUAAUGGACAGUAUGGAGGACAAUACGGCGGACAAUUUGCACAGGAAGUCGCGAUGCGAACUAAUAUGAGUUACCAGCACAGUCCAGUGCCUGGAAAUCCCACUCCUCCGUUAACGCCGGCUAGUAGCAUGCCGCCUUAUAUCAGCCCUAACGCUGAUGUUAAACCCCACUUCAACGAACUGAAGCCUCAGAUGGGCAUGCAAAAUGAUGAGCUCCGGUUAACAUUCCCCGUAAGAGAUGGUAUUAUACUGCCACCAUUUAGACUAGAACAUAAUUUAGCAGUUAGCAACCAUGUAUUCCAAUUAAAGCAAACAGUCCACUCAACUUUGCUGUGGCGAUCCGAUCUUGAAUUACAACUAAAAUGCUUCCACCAUGAAGAUCGACAAAUGAACACGAAUUGGCCAGCAAGCGUUCAAGUAUCGGUGAAUGCGACGCCAUUAGUCAUAGAUAGAGGCGAAAACAAAACAUCCCACAAACCAUUGUACCUGAAAGAUGUAUGCCAGCCUGGAAGAAAUACGAUUCAAAUCACAGUUUCUGCCUGUUGUUGUUCACACCUAUUUGUUCUCCAACUAGUUCACCGACCGAGCGUAAGAAGCGUUCUUCAUGGACUAUUAAGGAAAAGACUUUUGACAGCGGACCAUUGUAUCGCCAAAAUUAAGAUGAACUUCAAUCAAGCACCAAAUAACAACAGUGGUUCUAACACCGCGAAUGAUAGGGACAGCGUCGAGCAAACAGCCUUAAAAGUAUCCUUAAAAUGUCCCAUAACGUUCAAGAAGAUCACACUACCUGCGCGAGGGCACGAAUGCAAACACAUACAGUGUUUUGAUUUAGAAUCAUAUUUGCAACUUAAUUGCGAGAGGGGAUCGUGGAGAUGUCCAGUUUGCAAUAAACCAGCGCAGUUGGAAGGUCUCGAAGUUGAUCAGUACAUGUGGGGCAUACUAAAUACGUUAAACACCACUGAUGUUGACGAAGUGACAAUCGAUAGUGGUGCUAAUUGGAAAGCUGCUAAGAGUCCUACAAACAGUGGUAUAAAGCAAGAGGAAGAUAGUAAUGACAACAGUUUAGGUAAAAGAGGCAAAGCAGUAUCACCUGGAUCAAUGAAUAUGCCAACAAUGAACAACUGGGACAUGAAUCAGGCUUUAUCGCCCUACCUUCCUCCUGAUAUGAACACGAUUGCCAGCGGCUCAAUGAUCUCUUCAUACAACCAAAGUAGCCAAAACAGAAAUGCAGGAUCUAAUAACCAGAACUAUGAUUUUGGCAUGAACAACGGACCUGGUAGUAAUGAAUUUGCUGGCAAUGGUCCACUGUCCCAUCUUAACGAUAGCGUCAACUCAUUAGAUCCAUUAAACGCGAUGGAAAAGAGUCUAAAUGAACAGAUGCCACAUACACCGCACACGCCGCAUACACCAGGUUCAGCGCAUACACCGGGUGGAGGCGGCGCUCAUACGCCUGGUUCCUCACACACGCCAGGCCCACCGUCUGUUGGUCACCACAGUCUUACCGACGUUGACAUUCCCGCCGACCUUAACUUUGACCCGGCGGCUGUUAUCGACGGCGAGGGCACCGACAAUCUCAAUCUGCUGCCAGAAACGAGUGUCGAUCCGAUGGAAUUACUGUCGUAUCUAGACGCGCCGGCGCUGGGUGAAUUACUUGCAACUCCACCCUCGUCAUCUUCCUCAGCUGGCUCUCACCCACCACGCGCGCCUUCCUCAGACGAUCUCCUAGCCCUCUUCGAGUGAACACCGACAAAAACGAGUGUACGUAACGGGAACAUCAAACCUCCAAAGUGGCAAAAUGUCAAUUAAUACUAACAGCAAAACAGACUUUAUUCAUAUUGGAUGGAAAAUAUUACCUACAUUUAACAGAAAGCAUACUCGUUACGCACAUGAAUGUACAGUCUGUGUUCGUGAGGCGUUAGUUAAACUCGCUUUCAGGCCAGAGAUGCCCUAUAUUGUGAUACUAGAUUUUAGUUCCUUCUCCGUUUGCGAGCGUGUUGAACAUUGCAGAUAUAACCAUUUUCCCCAUACACGAGUGCUGUUCAUCAUCAGCUGGAAUGUUUAACGCGAUACGUAAUCCGUCUAUUGCUGAAGCAAUGAUGUUGGAGAACAUUUAUUAGGUAUAUAGGUAAAGUAUUCAGGCGAGGCGUGGGCCGCGCUGGCCAUAGACACUGCGGUGUUGUGCAUGUAUAGUUCCUCGCACCGCCGCGCACGGUGGCGCUACUGAGCUCCUUAUAUUCUAAACUCUAGCAUAAACUGAGACACAAAUUUCACUAAAAAUUAUUUCAACUUCGUAUUCGAAAUAUUAUUAUAAUCGAUUUAGAGUCGUUAGAUUUGUGUCAAUAAUAAUUUGUGAAUAAACGCCAGAUGUAAAUAGAGAGAAUUUAUAUUAUUUGUGCUAGGUGGUUUAGACUUUAGUUUGUACCGAGAGAGGCCAUAAUAGGUGUUUGUAAAUAUAGAAUAGGCACUGCGGAGGCCACUCAGAGGCAUUAUGAAUCUUAUAGUUCCUAUUGGAUGCGAGCGAACUAUAAUGUUCAACUGCCAUUACUGUAACAUAUUCCUUGACAUUUUCGCAUAUUCUGCAUUUUUUAAAGUAAGGAAAUAGGAUUAGUGAGUAUAGCGCUACUCGCAUAAUGGGUGAUAUAAUCUAAUGAGUUGUUUGAAAUCAACAAAUUAAAUGGUAACAAAUUAGUUACAAAUUAUAUUGUAAAUGUGAGUGCAAAAAUGAACUCUGUUAAAUUAUUUUGCGUUAUGUGAAUUGAAGAAUGAUAGAAUAUAUUUUAAUUUCUAUAUAAAUAAUAACGAACUGUAUUAUUUGUAAAUAUAAAGUUAAUUAAGCAUAUUAUAUUACCUAGUUGUAUUUAAGAGAACAUGGCAGAUACUUAUAUGACGGCCAGUUUAGUAUAGUAUUACUAAAAAAUUUUAAAAUCUACACAUGGUUUUACAUGUAUAUAAUACGAGAAAUACAUUCUAAAUGAAAGGAAACAUUCAGAGUAUGGACAUCAAUUAGAACUCGUGAAAUACAAAGAACAUUGCUUCGGUUUUGCAUUUUUGCUAUUUCAGUAGUUAAUAUAAAGCAAUAAACAUUAGCUUUGUUAAAUAAAUCUUUCGGAAUAAUUAAUACAAAUAAGGAACUGCAAAUUCAAAAUUAAUAAUUAAACAUUUUUUUUUAUCUCAAUAAAAUAAUAAGUU
Molecule: messenger RNA, 4379 nt
Organism: Diatraea saccharalis (sugarcane borer)
Lineage: Eukaryota; Metazoa; Arthropoda; Insecta; Lepidoptera; Crambidae
Source: the annotation of a GenBank genome assembly